Molecule: messenger RNA, 4215 nt
Organism: Corythoichthys intestinalis (scribbled pipefish)
Lineage: Eukaryota; Metazoa; Chordata; Actinopteri; Syngnathiformes; Syngnathidae
Gene: map9
Product: microtubule-associated protein 9
Exons: 14
Coding region: 35-1801 (588 amino acids)
Biological process (GO): regulation of mitotic cytokinesis; mitotic cytokinesis; mitotic spindle assembly
Cellular component (GO): astral microtubule
Molecular function (GO): microtubule binding
Source: RefSeq, a predicted model, not a curated record
ACGAGGACCUGUUUCACCCAACCAGCAACGAAACAUGACAAGUGAGACGUUCGAUAUUCUUGAUUACUCGCAAAGUCCCAAAACAACAAAAAGAACAUCGUUUCAGGAUGAACUGGAAACUGCUCUUUCUGCCAGAGCUAGCAAAACGACAUCAAUUUUGUAUUCAAAAGAUUUAGAUGAAGAUGGUGACGAUUUUUUGGACAGCCUCCUUAAAUCAAGAAAAAACAGGUCUGAUGCUUUCAAAGCUAGCAAGAGAAGCACAGUCUACGAUUUUGACUUCACUGAAGAUGAUGAAAAACAAGGGACUAAAGAGAGAAUGUCCUUUCUGAAAUCCCCUAAAAGAAUAUCUGACCAGGGGGAUAGAAUUGCACCACAGAAUACACACGAGACCACCAACACCUGUCAGUCCAGUGAAAAUGAGGUCCAACAUAAAAGUGAUGAAACAAAAUUGACCACCCAUUGGCCUUCAAAAGACAAUGCCAGUAUAUCACUGUCAUACCAGUCAGAUGAUGCGCCCUUGGACUUGCCUUUGCCUUUCUAUAGCAGUAUAUCACCAGAACCCAUUAGGCUGGAAACAAGAGAAGACACGAGGGAAGACACACAUGGUGAUGAAACCGUCCAGACUUUAUUGGAUGCUGACCUUAAAUGUGCAGGGACAUCCGAUAUUGAGAAGGAGACUCCCAAACCCAAACCAAGACAAAGGAGAGUGGGAUUGAAUCGCCAUGUGACAGAGAACGCUGAAGCAUCUCCAUCAGCUCCCCUCGCCACCAAUUCAUGCAACAUCACUGAUGCAUCAUUUCCUGAAAGGAUUACAGCAGCAAGCUGCAGUCCAAAAUUGACAGAUGGGCACAAUGCUGAAUUGAGUGCAUCAGAUGGCCGCAUUCUAGGUGACUCCAAAGAACAACAAAGGCCGGACUCUGCAUCACUGGAAGCCCCUAAUAAAGAAUCAGGCGAACUCGCCGUUGCUCAAGUCACUCGUGUUCAAAGCAAUUCUGACAUAAGGGCAUCCAGUUGUAAAUCUAUGAGACCCUACACUCUUCAAUACAAGAAGGUGGAAUCAAAGUAUCUGGGAACUCUCAAAAUUCUGGAUCGUAAAAUUUCCCAAGACUGUCAACUGCAAGAUGCCGAUUCCAUCAGGGCCACAGUUUACCAGGAAUGGCUCAAAAAGAAAAAGGAGAAGUUAUCAGAGAGCCUAAACAAAGAAAAGAGUCUACAAGAGCAAAACAAAAAGAUAAAAGAAGAAGAAGAAAAAAAGAAAGAUGCUGCCGCUUCUUAUUUGGCUUGGAAAGAAAAAAAAAAUGAGUUACUCAGGGAAAAAACAAAGGAAGCCAAAUAUAGGAUGCAGAAAGAGCAAAUGGCUUUGGAAGAAGUAGAGAAAAAAAGGAAAGAAGCUGAACAGACGUAUGAUCAAUGGAAGAGCAAUCGUGACCACAUCCUCAGAGAAAAGUGUCGACAGCAAAGAGAGACAGAGAAGAAACUUGCACUGAAGAAACAAGCUGAGGCGGAAGACCGAAAAAGAGACAGCAAAUCAGCGUAUUCUAACUGGUGCGAAAAAAAGACGGAUGCCUUCCAAAAAAAAAUGUGGACAGAACGCCAGGAAAACAAGAAUAAAUCAGAGGAACGCCGAUAUAUUCAAGAGGAGAAGGAUAAAAUGGCUUUAGAAAUGUAUGAGCAUUGGCUGGAAAAGAAGGAUCUACAACAAAAACGACAGAGAGAAGAAAAGCGAUUACAAGUGAUACUGCGAAAAAGUCCGCCGCCACCUUGGAGUCCUCCUAAUAACACCAUUCAGUUUCGAAAAUAGCAUGUGAAACACAGUGAGGAGCAGAAGCGUUUGCACCCCUUGGGAUUUUGCAAGUCUACCCACUUAGAAAAUAGGUAGAGGUCUGAAAUUUCAAUAUAUAGAUGAAUUUACAUUUAAAAAGACAUAAUCUAAAAAAAAAUCCAAAACUCACAUUGUAUGAUUUUAUUUAAAAUAAUUUAUUUGUAAUUUACUGGGGUCGAUGAGUAUUUGCACCCCUGAGAAUCAGCAAAAAUUAUGACAAUCUCAGAGUUCUCGGUCUACCUUAAAAAAAAGUCCACCUUUUCCCCAUGAUUAAUCACCCACCCCCCACCCGUUUGAGCUCAUAAUUGUCACCUGUGCAUCCCACAGUCAGUCAUAAUCCAACUGCUGCCACGGGCAAGACCAGAGAGCUUUCGAAAGACACCAUAGAAAAAACCGGUUGAGCUCCACAAAGCUGGAAAAGGCUAUGGGACAAUUGGAAAGCAGCUUGGUGAGAAUAAAUAAUCAGUGGCAGCAACUGAAAAUGGAAAAGGCUGAACAUGACUGAUAAUCUACCUCUGACUGGGGCUCCAUGUAAAGUCUCUCCUCGUGGGGCAUCACUCAUGAUGAGAAAAGUGAGGGCUCAGCCUAUAACUACAGGGCAGGAGCAGGUCUGUAGUAAGUAGACCUUUUUGGUGCAAACCUUACUCGUGGUGUCUGGAGGAAAAAGGACGAGUACAAUCCCAAGAACACCAUCCCCACUGUGAAGUAUGGGGGUGGAAACCUCAUGCUUUGGGGCUGCUUAUCGGCAAAGGGGACUGGACAACUGUUCUGUAUAAAGCAGAUGAUUAAAUGCUGCGGAGUAUUGAUUUUACAAACUCAUGCUUUUAUUUUUCAGAAUGACCAGAUAAUUCCCUCAAAAGUGAAUGUAUUUGAGAAAUCUAAUUGCUCAAAAUCCCAAACUUGUUUUUCUUAUGCUGCAUGUUUACAUUGAGAUGCUAUGAAUAUAUUUUACCAACAACUUUUCCCCCUAAGUUGGGAUGCCAGUCUAGUGCUUGCACUUUUACUACAAAGCCAUACUGGUUUGGCGCGUGCAUUGUCUUGUAGAAAUAUGCUAGCAGAGAGGGAGAGAGUCAAUUUUAACUUUCCUCCCAGGGAAUGCCACAGUGUAACAGACGAUUCCCAUAGAUUUGACGUACUAGUUUUUUGGGUUUUUUUUUUUUACACCGGAUGCCCUUUCUGACACAAUCCACAAGCAGAAAUUGAACCCGGGCCACCACAAAGGGCAGCGGGGCACGUGAACAACUGAGCUAACACCUUGGUUGUGGAAAUAGGGGCAUAUUUGUCUUGCUGGUUUGUUGAUGUUUCUAGGAUGAUAGCAUACAGAAUGGUGCUCCAAAACCUGUAUGUAACUUUCAGCAUUGAUUGCGCAUUAACCAGUUUUGUAACACCCAAAACCGGUCUAGAGACCACAUUUUCAACAUCUUGGUCUUGUGUUAUUUUUGGACAAGCCGGCAGUCCGGAUUUGGGAUUUCCUGUCUAGACCAGUCAAGACCAGCAUGUAUCUUCUUUUCUUCAAGUUCAUUCAUGUCAUAAUAAGGACAUUUACUGGUUAUAAAUUCAAAUACAUUCAUACAACAAUUAAAGUGUUAAUAACCUCUUUCUGAGAAUAUUAUUUCUGGAAAAAAGUUCACAAUCACAUUAAAGCUGGCCUUAUUAAACAGACAUCGAUUAGCUUACUUUGGCUGAAUGCCAUAUCAACUAAACACUUAAAAUCUUUUUUUACAUGCAAUGUAUAUUAGAAAGACUUGUAUUUGUGUUUUUGACUGUCAUGUUUAAUUAAAAAAGAAAAGGGUUCUUUAGCUGCGCAUUCUUGCCAUAGUUUUUUAUAUCUAUUUAUUCAUUUUUAUUAUCUUGGGUGCUUGGGUUUUAUCUCUGUGUUGACUCCAAAAACUCAUGGUCUUGUUGAAUUCUGGUCACGGGCAAUGGUCAAUCUCGGAUAGUGUGAUCCUGAACACAACUUUAACCGUUUCAGUUUUGUUCAAAUUACCCAUUCCAGACCCCCAUCCACUCACAGUUGCUUGCUUAUUCACUCUGUACUAAAAACAAUCCAGUUGGUCCUUUUCCUAUGUGCCCCGAAGUGUCCAUUAUUUCCCAAAACGGUUUGAAAUGCUGAUAUGUCAGACCACAUCACACUUUUCCACUUUGUGUCAGGCCAUUUCAGAUUAGCUCAGGUUAGAUUAGUUGAAGGCAUUUAUGGUCGUUGUUUAUAUAUGUAUUUAAAUUAUAAUAAAUGAUAAUAUAACAUAUAUAUGUAUUUAAAUGAUAAUAAAUGAUAAAAUAACAUCCAUCACCUAUUUUUGUAAUAAUUCUACAUUGUCAGUUUUGUAACAUUAGCAUGAAAAAAGUUAUAUGUGCAAAUGAAAAAAAAAUUCUAGGAAUCAAUGUUGUGUUUC